Molecule: messenger RNA, 1938 nt
Organism: Diaporthe citri
Lineage: Eukaryota; Fungi; Ascomycota; Sordariomycetes; Diaporthales; Diaporthaceae
Exons: 2
Coding region: 1-1938 (645 amino acids)
Biological process (GO): mRNA processing; nuclear-transcribed mRNA poly(A) tail shortening
Cellular component (GO): PAN complex; P-body
Molecular function (GO): metal ion binding; poly(A) binding
Source: RefSeq, a predicted model, not a curated record
AUGGCCGGCGCCCCGGAUUUGCGCCGGCAGGUUGGGUCGCCGAGGCCCAAGGGACGUGCAGAUAGAGACACCCCGUGCAAGAACAUCCUGAUAUAUGGCAAAUGCCGCUAUGAAAACGCAGGCUGCAGUUUCAACCACGACGACCCGAGGACUAGCCACGCAAGCAGCAGCUCCGAGAACGCCAAGAAGGCCCUCAAUGGGGACUCUCCCUCCUUCACCCCCUCGAGCCUAUCAUCGCAGCCCGCAAAGAAGUCCUCGUUGCCCUCUCAGGCCGCCAGCGCCGCCGUGUUCACUCCCAGGGGCGUCGGGGCUGCCACACCCUCCAACAACCCCGAACCCGAACGUCUGUUCAACCCGGCCGCUAUCAAGGAGUUUACUCCUCAAAACAACUAUGAUCUCGCGAGCGCCAGCGCUGCCGCCGUGACUCCAGACGCUGGCAUCGCGCCCUUCGAUCCCUUCUCGACCCCGAUCGCUCCCGCUCAGUACAACCCGUAUGCUAAUGACCACACGACGUUGGCUGGGUCCUCGGCGAAUGCAUAUUACCAGGGGCAAGCGGGAUACGCCACUCCGCUGCAGCCACCUCCCUACCAUCUAUAUGCCAAUAUUGGCCCUUAUCGGGAAGACUUACUACCAUACCAACGCCAGACGCGCGACUUCUUCAUGCCAGAUGAUCUUAGGGAGGAUCUGCAGAGGAAGUCACACGCUGCCCUCCAAGUCAUACCUAGUACAAUUCAGUUGGAAAACUUUCACUCCCUCGUGCCCCUAGACAAACUCGACACGCCACAUAGGAAGAGCACAAGCAUUUUUGGAUGGACAAGCUGGUUGUUCAAGGCAUUCUCUGCAAAGACAGGGCGGGUUUACUGCCUUAGAAGGAUUCAGGACUACCGUCUCGGCGACCGAGAAGCCACCCAGGCCAUCGAGACCAUCAAGAAGUGGAAACAAAUCAACAACGCCAAUGUCGUCUUCGUUCAUGAUGCAUUCACCACCUCCGCAUUCGGUGACAGGUCGCUCGUUUUUGCUCAGGACUACUUCCCACUGGCACAAACACUUGCCGAGGUGCAUCUCACCCCACAACCGCAGAAGGACCACCGGUUCCGGGGUCCAGCUACUCCGCCCAAGAUACCAGAGUCUGUUAUAUGGUCAUAUGUUGUCCAAAUCGCGAACGCGCUUCGAACCAUACAUGCGAGAGAUCUGUCCGCCAGAUGUCUUGACCCCAGCAAGAUCAUACUUACCGAGAAGAACAGGAUACGGCUCACAGCGUGUGCGAUCCUCGACGUAGUCCAAUAUCAGGGCCAUCGGUCAACCAAGGAGCACCAGCAAGACGAUUUCGUCCAGUUGGGGAAGCUGAUCCUCUGCCUAGGGGCCGGGAAACUCCCCGGCCAGCUCGUCGACGUCAACGCCGAGAUGGCCACCAUAGCGAGAAAAUACCCGUCUGGUCCGAAGGGCGAGUCGGCGCUUAGAGAUCUUGUCGGCUGGCUCCUGACACCGGGUGAGAAGCUCGCCGAUCAACUCAUCACGGGUAUGCCGCACCACGUGAUCGAGAACCUGGAUAAGAACCUACAGCACACAGAUGCCCUGAAUUCAGAGUUGCAGAGGGAACUCGAGAACGGACGGCUAGUGCGGCUAUUGAUGAAGAUGGGCAUGGUCAACGAGAGGCAGGAAUUCGACAACGACCCCGGGUGGAGCGAGAACGGCGAGCGCUACACGCUCAAAUUGUUCCGCGACUACGUCUUCCACCGUGUCGACGAGGCUGGCCGGCCCGUCUUCGACAUGGGUCACAUGGUGUCGUGCCUCAACAAGCUCGACGCUGGCGCCGCCGAGCGCGUGCGCCUCACUAGCAGGAGUGGCGAGACCGACUUUAUCAUCACGUAUGCCGAGCUCAAGAAGCAGCUCAACGGCGCGUUUGCCGACCUGAUGAAGCAUAACAGGCGGGCCUAG